Molecule: messenger RNA, 11548 nt
Organism: Formica exsecta
Lineage: Eukaryota; Metazoa; Arthropoda; Insecta; Hymenoptera; Formicidae
Gene: zfh2
Product: zinc finger homeobox protein 4
Exons: 11
Coding region: 1387-11220 (3277 amino acids)
Biological process (GO): regulation of transcription by RNA polymerase II
Cellular component (GO): nucleus
Molecular function (GO): zinc ion binding; DNA-binding transcription factor activity, RNA polymerase II-specific; RNA polymerase II cis-regulatory region sequence-specific DNA binding
Source: RefSeq, a predicted model, not a curated record
UACGUAGUUUAUUUCCACUGCCGGCGAGUUCGAUUGCGGGAAGUCGCGUUCGUCAGUCAACGACAAAAAGAUCAAUCGUGUUCUUUUUUUCGCGAGCCGUCCACCAAUUUAAACGCGUUUCGGGAUUCGCGACUCGCGUAUGCGGAUUCCGCGUAAUUCGAUGCUCGCAGGUCAAUCGUCGCCUGUGUUCUGUCAAUCGAGGAGAUAUUCGUUCAAAGAUAUAUUACAAUACUUACGCGCGAGUUGUAUUGCCGAUAUGUAAACAUGUUUAUAUAGCAAGUACCGUAAUACCACGACAAUGGCAUCGUUGAAAAAAAACUCAUAACGCAAAUUGUUUUCAGGUACGACCUAUCUCGAACUCUUGUAUACGCCUGCGUCGAAAGAAAAGAAACACGCCACAAUACGUUCUCAAUCACGGUAGAUUUUAUAGUCCAUUUGACGAAAGUGAGAAAGACUCAUUGUGAGUGUCGUGAAUUUAAUCGCAGUUCGAUGGCGACUUCGCGUUUGAUUGUUUCUAAUCGGCAGAAUAUUUAUACUAUUGAUAUAAAUACAAAUGAAAGAACCGCAAUUCAUAAUAAACGGAACGCUUAGUUAACCACAAUUGAGGUUAACUAUUCGAUUAUAGAUACUCGCGUAUUAUUUGCUUAUAUAUUAUUGAAAGAUAUCGUUUUUAUCUCCACGAAUGAGUAUUGUGCGCGUAAAAAUCGAUGAAGAGUGUAAAAAGGUGCGUGAUUCUAUCGUAAUUGUUGCGCGAAAGUUCAGUGCAAAUAACAUGUUGAUUGUGACAAUAUACUCAAAUUGUAUCAAUUACCUGCGGAAUAUUAAGCACGACGAUCGUGAUUAAAUUUGAUCGGUGCACGAGUGACGAUCGCGCAUUUAACCUAAUUAACUUCGAUAUAAUCGUACCGACGUGUGAGUAAGUCAAACGAACUUGAUGACGGAGGCUGCUUGCGUCGUCGAAUCCUGCGAAAAGAUUGCUGCCCUUGUUGAAAAAUGCGAUGACUCGUGCGAAGGAUGUGACGUCAGCGAUGUUCGCAGAAUGAAGGUCGUGCUGAUCGCAGAACGGACGUAAGGAGGUUCGAAGGAGCGUAGAUGAGUUCUACUGUCUACGUCCUCGAUCGACAUUGUGUGCUACAACCCUACUAUUGCGCAUCGUGCCGAACGAGCUUCCAGUUCUAUGCUGGCGAACUUAUUCGGUACGACCUGGGCUUACGUCGGGGUAGCUAGUGAACCCUCUCUCGGUGGCGAAAGGAAGAAUAAGACGGGGAGGCAGUCGACGAGAAAGCGGGCGAGUCCGCGCGGAAGAAGAAGAAGAGGAAGUCCGGAGAACGCAGGCGCAGGCACCGUAGGUGAUGUGAGGCUGGCGCCCGCCUCACGUCUGGGGUGAUGCCCUCCAGUGAGCCUCAUCCCCCGUACCACCUUCAGCACCACAAUAUUCCUCCGUCGCAUAUACAGCAGCACACGCCGAGCGCGAUCGAGCAUCAGUUCUUUCAGCAGCUGGUGGCGGUCCAUCAUCAGCAGCAGCAACAGCGACAACAGCAACACGGCGGGCCCUUUCAAAAUUCCACGUACGCGCAGCAGAAGCAGGAGAUGAGCCCGGAGGAGGAGGGGGGCCGAGGGGGUGGGUCCCCCCCGGCGGCUGGGGCUGCGUUACAUCAGCCCCAUCACCCCCGCACGGCCAGUCCACCUUCGGGCACGGAACCCUGCACCCGCGACGCGAUACCGACACCUACACCUAUCGCGGACACCACCACCACCACUACGACCACUACUAUGACGAUGCAAUCGCAGGGUCAGCAGCAACAGCAAGGCCCUAGUCCGAGUCCGAGUCCGACGGGCGGCGAUGUGGAAAAAUUCGACGGUAAGAUCAUCUACAAUCCGGAUGGGUCGGCCUACAUCUUCGAGGGCGAGAGCGAGCUCAGUGAAGACGACUCUCUACCUGAUGGUUGUAUCGUGGACGGGCGCGGUGUAUCGGUUCCUCACUCUUUAGUUUUCCCGCAAAUCGCGAACGCGUACUACGUAUCGCGGUUGUAUGCGCAUCAGGCCUAUCAGCAGCAGCAGCAACAGCAGCAACAACGCUCGACGGCCCAACAGCACAAUCCCGAUCUUCCCGUAAUGCACAGUUACCGGGUGAUCAGUUACAGGAGCGCAGAGGGUAGUAAACAACAGCCCGCUCCGAAGUUUACGGCGCCACCAUCACCUGCAUCAGUGCCCAUCAAACCUAUCUUAAUGUGUUUCAUAUGCAAGCUCAGUUUUGGAUACGCGAAAAGUUUUGUCGCGCACGCUCAGGGCGAGCAUCAACUUACUUUAAUGGAGGACGAACGACAGAUACUUUCACAAUCGACAGCGUCGGCUAUCAUUCAGGCUGUGGGUAGAGGAAAGCAGCCACUUGUUAGUUUCCUGGAGCCUGUCACGAAUUUGGCUUGCACUCAGGCGUUACCCGCGCAAAUACAAGGUCAACAGCAUCAGCGUAAUGAGUCUAACGAACACGAGACAACGACAACGAACACACCGGCGAGUACACCUGGCGUACCUAGUAGUCCUCAACAACAGCAAUCGCAACAAACGCAACAGCGACCCUCGCCGAGCACUCCCACAACGCCGACGUCACAUUCGAAUCAUCCUCUCACAUACAAUCAUCAACAACAUCAGUGGACCGGCGCGCAGGUCAGUGCCGUAUCCUGGGCCAAGGCUCCCGAUGUCAUGCAUUACAGCUCACCACCACCGUCGGCUUCGUCAGUUAAAGGAUCUCCAUCUUCAUACGCGCUUACUCAUCCACAAAACCCACCGAGUUACAGUGGCGGUACCACGAUAGGUGUGUGUUCGGAUCAUAUGCAAGGCAGACCGAGCGGAGUAGAGUGCGGUAGGUGUGAAUUGAUAUUAGCUACCAGUCGACUCGCCGGUGCCGGUGGACCGCUCGUUGGCAUCCACAGCCGAAACUCUUGCAAAACUCUGAAAUGUCCUAAAUGUAACUGGCACUACAAGUACCAGGAGACCCUUGAGAUACACAUGAAGGAGAAACAUCCGGAAAACGAGACAUCUUGCAUCUAUUGCAUCGCUGGUCAGCCGCAUCCUAGGUUAGCGCGUGGCGAAACUUACACUUGCGGCUACAAGCCAUACAGAUGCGAAGUAUGCAAUUAUUCUACCACGACGAAAGGCAAUCUCAGUAUACAUAUGCAGAGUGACAAACAUCUGAACAACAUGCAAGAAUUGCAGCAAGGUAGCGGGGGUGGUUCCGGUACCAGCAACCCCUCCUCGUCUCAGGAAGCGCCAAUGCCGACACGGAGUCCUCACCAUCAGCAAAAUCACAAUCCACAUCUGACCGCUCAGAGUAGUAAUCAGAGUAAACCGAAGCAUUCGUUUCGCUGCGACGUAUGCAACUACGAGACGAAUGUCGCGCGGAAUCUGAGAAUACAUAUGACGAGCGAGAAACACACACACAACUCGCUCGUUCUGCAUCAGAAUAUCAAGCACAUGCAAACAUUGUCCGUGUUGUCUCACCAUCAUCAAGCGCAGCAGCAUCAUCAGCAGGCGCAACAACAACAGCUCGAACAAUUGCUCCACUUAGGCGGUCUGGACAAACCUCCGCAACACGCGGAGGCGGCAUUGGCUGAUAUGGCUUACAAUCAAGCGCUUCUGAUACAAAUGAUGACCGGCGGUCCACUGCCACAACAGCUCCCGCCUGACAUCAUGGCGAACAUGGCUGCCAUGACUAAUCUUGGCGGCGAUGUUGGGCUUUCGCCGGACAGCAUGGAGCCGCCGCCAGAACCCGCGGACCAAGAUCCCACCCAUCUUUAUCACUGCUGUGUCUGCAACAACUUCGCGACGGAUUCACUCGAGGCUCUGGGCCAUCAUUUGGCCGUCGAUAGAACGAGGACCCGCGAAGGCGAGAUACUUACGGUGUUAAACGCACAUUUCAUUUGCAAGCUCUGUUCCUAUAAAACCAAUCUGAAAGCGAAUUUCCAGCUGCAUUGUAAGACUGACAAGCAUCUGCAGCGGCUGCAGCACGUGAACCACGUGAAGGAGGGUGGUCCACGUAACGAAUGGAAACUCAAGUACUUGGCGUCACCCACGAGCGCUGCACAAUUGCGCUGUCACGCGUGUGAUUACUACACUAACAGCGCCCAUAAAUUGGCUUUGCACGCCGCCUCGCCCAGGCACGAAGCCGCGGCGCUUCUGCUCCGUCAUCUUAUUGAGGCGAGCAGCAAUAUCCAAACUCCUGGGAAAUUGUAUCACUGCGCUCUGUGCGUAUUCAGUGCCAAGCACCGAUUGCCGCUCCUACAACACGUGAAAUCUAUGCGACAUUUUCAAAUGGAGCAGUUACAUCAGCUUCACAGGAGAAGCAGCCUCCAAGGAAACGAGACUCCGCACACGGAUAUCAGCGACGUGUUUCAGGUAGUGAGCGAUCCCGAUGUGCCGCCCACGCAACAACCGAGCCCGACCACGCCAACGACACCCAACGCUACAAGCACCAACAAUGAACGACGGGAGGAAGGUAGUGAGUGCGGUAGUGAAGUGAAACAAGAACCGGAUAAUGAUCCAGAACCGGAAAUGGAGCCGGAGAAUGAUCAAGACGAAAUUACGUGCCUAUACUGUACGUAUCAGCCGACGUCGCGGGAAGAAUUACGACAGCAUUUGCAAGUGGCUCACGUUCAUGAUUCGGAAGAGAAAACUGAAGCAGUGAAGGAAGAGCCGACGCCGGACUUAUUAUGCCCCUUGUGCCAAGAUAGUUUCAAGGAACGUCCUGCUCUCGAGAAACACGUGAUGCAAAUUCAUUCCGUUAACACCGAUGGCCUGCAGAGGCUAUUACUACUGGUGGAUCAAAGUCAUUGGCUGAAUAAUAAUCCGAGGAAUACUUCAACGCCAGCUGUAACAGCUGCAACGACGCCAACAUCGCCCACGACAACGACGAAACCCCAUCAGGAAGAAGACAUGAGCGAACGGAGUGGCAACGAUGACAUCGAAGAACUCAACAGGACUGUGUGUACUGUGUGUGGUCGAACUUACCGUUCUCCCGAAGACCUUCAGCAACAUCACAGAGAAAAUCAUCCAGCUACUAUGCUCACUUUAGCAGUUAGCGAGAAACAUGUUUACAAGUAUCGUUGUGGACAGUGCAGUCUCGCUUUCAAGACUUUGGAGAAAGUUCAACAACACUCCCAGUACCACGCGAUCAGAGAUGCAACCAAAUGCACCUUCUGCGGACGAUCUUUUCGUUCAGUUCAAGCGCUUCAAAGACACUUGGAAUCUACCCAUGAUCUCCAUGAAGACGAAUUAGCUCAGUACAAACAGAGCUUAAUCGCACAUCCCUUGCUUCAAGCGCUUACGGAAGAAACAUUGAAGAGGCAAAGCGGCUUGAUUGGCGAGCAGAAUGUGGAAGAUGAUGCCGGUAGAGGUGACGAAGAAGAAAGUGAUGCUAGUGAUUCGUCUCCGUUGCAGAAAGAGCAACGUCUACUAGAGGAUUAUUUAAAUAGCCAAACAAUUGCUGAAGAUUCUUAUCACGAUCCUAAUCGAAAAUUCAAGUGUCACCGGUGCAAAGUGGCCUUUACGCGUCAGAGCUAUCUCACUGGUCACAACAAGACUUUGUUGCAUCGCAAAGGUGAAAAGAUGUCUUAUCCAAUGGAAAAGUAUCUGGAUCCUAACAGACCGUACAAGUGCGAUGUUUGCAAGGAGAGUUUCACACAGAAGAACAUACUUCUCGUGCAUUACAACAGCGUCAGCCACUUACACAAACUAAAGCGAGCGAUGGCACAGGAGCAAGGUAACAACAAUACAUUGAUUUCGGUAGUACCUCCGGCCAGUCCGACCGAAUCGCCCGAUUCCCAACAAGAUCAAGACAAGAAACCUUACAAAUGCAACAUCUGCAAAGUCGCAUAUACCCAGGGAAGCACCCUGGAUAUUCACAUGAGGAGUGUCCUUCAUCAAACGCGUACCAGUAAACUGCAGGAUCUUGCAGCUAGCGGUCAGGUAGAUCUCGCUCGGCCACUAAUUGAGCAACCAUCGCCGAUAAGCCCAACCAGUUCACCCGUUAAUAGUAACACUAGUAAUGCAAGCGGGAUGCUUUGUUGUUCACGCUGCAGUGCUCUGUUCGUCAAUCAGGAACAAUUAGCAACACAUCAGCAACUAUACUGCAUUUUUAGUAAUCCACUGGCAUUGUUUCAACAAUUAGCUGCUUCGCAGCAAUUAACCUCAUCCACUCCGGCUAAGACACCACCUCCUACAUCCACGACGCCAGGACCGCAGCAACACAUGCAACAAGCCACGCAACAUUCGUCGCAGGACAUUCUAUCCCAACCUCGACAUAAGACCUCGCAAAUGUACAAACAUCUUUUGGAAAGCUUCGGUUUUGAUCUCGUCAUGCAGUUCAAUGAGAAUCAUCAAAGACGGCAGCGUAAAGAGGAGGAAGCGGCCGCCGCUCUUCAAGCGCAGCAGGAACAACAAAAGCAGGAACAGCAGAAGCAAGCUCUCGCUGCUCAAGCCGCGCAAGAGAAAGAGGAAGAAGCUGAGGAGACUCACAUUGAUGAUGACGUGAUACCCGAGCUUACACGCAGCACUUGCCAGCACUGUAACAAAGAAUUUAGCAGUGUUUGGGUUCUGAAGGCUCACUGUGAAGAGGUCCAUCGCGAUCUUGUACCGCGCGAAUUCCUCGAAAAAUAUGCGCAGCAGUUCAAAUGCGAGUACGAGAAGAAAAGCGUGGUGGUGACCGUCGCGACAUCCUCAUCAACUACUACGGCGCCGAGGAGCUCCACGCCUGCUGCUGGACAACCACAAGAUCUUAGCUCCGAUAAAGAAUCACGCGAAAAAGAAAAGGAAGAAAACACUGAAUGCAAGGAACGUAUCAGCCGAACACCAGAAGCCACAUCAACUACUCCAGCUACUACUCCGGCAUUGAGUAACACUCCCGUUUCAAGUACAGACUCUACGACGCCGACUGUACUGCCUACCAAUUCGCAUCACAUUUCACAACAGCAGCAGUCACAGCAGCAGCAGCAACAACAACAGCUACAGCAACAUUCACAACUUACAUUUGCUCAACAAAUGUCCGAAAUGCAAGCUGCUUUGAACGCAAUGGCGGCAUCGCAACUACAGCAACAUCUGCAACAAUAUCCGGGAUUGAUGAUGGGAAUGAUGGGAUUACCAUUCUCAUUGAACGCUGUACCUGCUUUGGCAGCUAUGAACUUACAGCCGCCUUUAGUGCCAAUGAUGUUACCACCACCACCGUAUGAUGGUGCCGCCGCCGGAUAUCCACCAAUUAAUCAAGCGGAUCUUCUUGCUAAACAGCAUCUUGCUCUUCAGCAACAACAGGCGGCAGCAGCGGCGAACGCAGCUGCAUCACAGAAACGAGCGCGUACGCGUAUCACAGAUGAACAGCUAAAGAUACUACGCGGCCACUUUGAUAUUAAUAAUUCUCCUGGUGAGGAACAAAUUUUGGAAAUGGCCGCCCAAAGCGGUUUGCCGCCUAAAGUUAUAAAACAUUGGUUCCGAAAUACGUUAUUUAAAGAGCGGCAACGUAACAAGGAUAGUCCUUACAAUUUCAAUAAUCCGCCAAGUACCACUUUGAAUCUCGAGGAAUACGAAAAGACAGGUGAAGCGAAAGUGACCCCAUUAAAUUCCAGCGUAUCUGGCAGUUCUUGCGACGAUAAAAGUCCAAAUAAGCAAGUCACGCCUCCACCAUCUAUACAAAAUGCAAGCACAUCGCAACUUACCGAGAUUAAACAGGAGGCGCCGGAGCAAUCACAGUGUCAACAACAACAGCAAAGUCAACAACAUCAAGAAGAGCAGCAACAUCAUUCACCCGGUAGCUCGGGUGGCCAACAAUCACGACCGCAUUCACCUGCGCUCAGUAUGAGUUCUGUAUUCUCGGGCAUCCAUCAUGACAUUUCGUCUCAUCCCCCAUCGACUACAAACGCCCCGAGUACUCCAAUGUUACCGCCGAAACUGGCGCCCCAAAAUUUUGCCAAUCCUACUCCGGGAACAGGUAACGUAGUGUCGAACGCGAUCGCUGCCAUGGCACUUACACCGCAGAGAUCUCUUAGCCCGGGCCGCGGACCGACGGAUUAUUCUUUCGGCGGCAAUAGUAAUGGCAGCAACGCUUCCGGCGGCAGUUCCGGAAAACGCGCCAAUCGAACGAGAUUCACCGAUUAUCAAAUAAAAGUUCUUCAAGAAUUUUUUGAGAACAACGCGUAUCCGAAAGACGAUGAUUUAGAGUACCUCAGCAAGCUUCUUGGUUUGAGUCCGCGCGUGAUUGUGGUGUGGUUUCAAAAUGCUAGGCAAAAGGCACGUAAAGUGUAUGAGAACCAACCUGCCGCCGAGCCCGUGACAGCGGGUGGACGCGAGAACGAUGAUGGUUCCGGUAGAUUUCAGAGAACACCAGGAUUAAAUUAUCAGUGCAAAAAAUGCCUGCUAGUAUUUCAACGAUAUUACGAACUUAUACGCCAUCAAAAGACGCACUGCUUCAAAGAGGAAGACGCCAAGAGGAGCGCGCAAGCCCAGGCUGCGGCGGCUCAGGUUGCCGCAGUUCUGAGUUCCGAAGACAGUAACAGCAGUUCUACUACAACAACAAAUAACACGGUAGCUAACAAUCCGUCGGCCGCCCCUGCGCUCGCCGAACAAUUACAACAACCAUUGAACACCGCCACGCCUCCUCAUCAACAUCAGCAGCAGACACUAUCUCAAACGCAUCAACAGUCUCAGCAGCAGUCGCAACAGCAGCAAUCGCAACAACAGCAAUCACAAACGGAAUCAAAGGAAAGUAGCUAUCAGUGCGAGAAAUGCAAUUUGGUGUUCGGACGAUUCGAGCUUUGGCGCGAACAUCAGCUAGUACAUAUCAUGAACCCGUCUCUGUUUCCGCCAACCUACCCACCUGAUACACCUUUCGGAAUUCUGCAGCAGCAAGCACUUAACGCUACCUCCGGAGUUACAACAGACACUCCGCAUCCGCUCAUCGCCAUGAUGCAAAAAAGAAAAUACGAAGACUCCGAGGAGGGAACGGGCAGCGACAACCGUUUAAACUCGGAACACAACGAGCAACCGAAGGACAAACGUUUGCGAACUACGAUACUCCCGGAACAACUGGACUAUCUCUAUCAGAAGUACCAGAUCGAGUCUAAUCCAUCGAGGAAGAUGCUGGAGACGAUCGCCCGCGAGGUCGGUUUGAAGAAACGCGUAGUGCAAGUGUGGUUCCAAAAUACACGCGCUCGCGAACGUAAGGGUCAAUUCCGCGCCCACAGCCAAGUGAUCAACAAGCGCUGUCCGUUCUGUCCGGCGCUAUUUAAAGUAAAGUCCGCCCUGGAAUCUCAUCUCAGCAGUAAACACGCGGAUCAGGUAGCACGUGGUGAAGUAAACAUUGACAAUAUCCCGGAUGAGGAGCUCUCGAUGGAAUCCGCUCCUUCAAAUUCUAGCACUCCUCAUAUGAUGCCACCGCUGUUUCCGCCGAUCAAUAGUGACAUGGAGGCAUCUUUAAAGUCUUUGAAAACCUCUUAUUAUGAGGAAAUGAAGCGAUACUUUAGCGAGCUGGCGCACGCCAGUAAUGGAAAGCAAGAAAUAGCGAAUCAUCAAAUCGGUCACAAUACCGAGUCACCGUUGGAUCUUAGCAAACCAGUCGAUCUCAGCCGACCCAUGAAACUGACUCUGGGCGGUCUAAGUAGCCUUCUCGAAGAGCAACAUGGCGCUCACUUCCGCGGUGGCAGCGAUUGCGGACCUCUGACUGAUUUAUCCGAGCGCAGCAUCUGCGACGAUGACAGCAUGAGCGAAACCACGGAAUUCCUAGACGAUGAAAGCGGGCCGGCGAGUCCGGCUUCGAGUACUCAGAGCUCGAGGCAAGGACCCGCUAGCGGAGGCACCGGGAAUACCUCUGGGCCGCCGGUGACCAAUGCACAGUCCAGCGGCGGGAACACCACUGGUCAAUCCGGCGGCAAGCGGUACCGUACGCAGAUGUCAGGCACCCAGGUGAAAGUGAUGAAGUCGCUAUUCUCGGAUUACAAGACACCGACGAUGGCAGAAUGUGAAAUGCUCGGCCGCGAGAUCGGCUUGCCGAAGCGGGUGGUCCAGGUGUGGUUCCAGAAUGCCCGUGCCAAGGAGAAAAAAGCCAGGCUAGCGGCGGGUCUGCCGGCCGAGAGCUCAGCCGUUCAACCGCAUCGCGGACCGACCGGACCAGACGAAUGUAGACUGUGUUCUGUGCGCUACUCGGCCAAGACCCCGCUGCAGGAGCAUGUCUUCUCGCGGCGGCACAUCGAAUCGGUACGCGUCGCUGUCGAAGAGGGCAGUCUGGUGCCGCCAACUCCCGGAGCACCGAUCGUGCUAGGUGGCGGUGGCGGCGGCGGUCCUGGUAUCAGCAAUUCGCCGGUAGUCGCCACUACCAGUCAGCAAAUCAACCAACAGCAGCAGUCGGACGAAAAUAUGAUGUACGGAUCCGUGUUCCUCCACCCUACGGCAAUGUUCCAGUCGCAGCAGCAGCAGCAGCAUCCCGCCGGUGCUACGGCCAGCGCAGCUAGCACCACUACCGUAGCGGCUGCGGGCUUGAGCGGUGGCCUACUCGGGGGUGGUCUAAUGUCGCUGCACGUGGAGGGCGGCACGCAAGUGCAGGUACCGCGGGCUUUGAUGCAGGCGUUCCUGCAACAGGAUCCAAAUCACCCGGGCUUGGAGACGGUACGUCUGCCGUGCGUUCCUGACGAGACGAACGUCGUGCCGCAGCACUGCCGCGAGGCGGAGAUCGAGCUGUGCCUGGUGUGCCGCCGUUGCGGCCGAGCUUAUCCGCAAGAGUCGACGUUGUUGGCGCACCAGCGUUCUUGCUACCUGGGCAAUCAGCAACGUCGGGGCGCCCUACGUCUCGUGCAGAUGCGCUAUGCCUGCUCGCUUUGCGAACCCGGCGUCCCGACGCGCACUUAUGCUACCGUAAACGAUUGGCGUCGCCAUGCCGAGACGCUCCAACAUCGUACGCGUCUCGAGGCCGCUCAGCAACAACAACAACAGCAGCAACAACACCAGCGGCAACAGUUCGACAGCGGUGCGCAGUCCGGUGAAGAAACGAAUCCGCUCACCGACGAAAUGGAGGACGUCGUCAAUCAGAUCACCCUGUUGGCGGCUCGCGCGGCUGCUGAAAGCACGACUACUGGUCAACCGCAGGUCGGCGAGAGAGUCGGCGGUCAGGACAACAACAACGGACCUGACGCCAAACGGCAAAAGCUGGUCCAGGAGGUCACCGCCCUCGCCGGGGCACAUUAAGCGCCGCCGGAUUGAAAACCCAGGAGUUGGUCUAUCUCUUAUCUCCUCCAGAAACAGGAGAGAUGUGCGCGAUGGCAUCAAGGAUUAGUGGAAGGGGACGCAAGAGGCAGACACAUCGAAGAAAGACGGAAGAGAGAUGAGCACCGAUGGACGUCGCUCGGGGAAGGUCCGAUUCGAGGACGUCGCAGUGGACGAACCAAUGUUCCUAACCGGCGAUGAACGGGCGGCACGGGUGUGUACAUCUUGGUGAAGCACUCCGUCGCGUCGGGGGCAUCUGCCCCGUGGCGGUAAGAGGGGGGUAGGCGGGGGAGGCAUUACUAUUCUCUUG